Messenger RNA from Penicillium daleae, 1782 nucleotides. Its product is annotated as MonooxygenaseFAD-binding. Lineage: Eukaryota; Fungi; Ascomycota; Eurotiomycetes; Eurotiales; Aspergillaceae. Bases 1 to 1782 code for a protein of 593 amino acids. Gene Ontology annotation, molecular function: FAD binding. The transcript is spliced from 6 exons. The record is from RefSeq and is a predicted model, not a curated record.
AUGGGAGAUUCUGGAUCUGCACCCAUGACCUCCAACGACGGUGAUAUUCCGGGCUCUGUGCCUGUCCUCAUCGUCGGUGGAGGUCCUGUCGGUCUCUUGCAAGCACUGUUAUUGUCGCGACUUAAUGUCCGCUCGCUGAUUGUCGAACGCUAUCCCGAGCGCCUGGGAGCACCCAAAGCGCAUGCAAUUAACCCGCGAUCUUUGGAGAUCCUACGACAAUAUGGCCUCGGCGAGAAGCGGAUUCGUAGUCUUGGUACGGCUCGUGCCGAUGGACACUGGGUCAACUUUGUGACCAGCCUGUCUGGCGAAGCGGUUGGCAGACUUCCUUAUGAACGUAUGGAUGUGGCCGUGCUAGAUGACACCCCAGAAAUGAUACACAACAUCUCGCAACCGGUCUUGGAAGAGGAGCUCACGAAAUUGAUUGAGCAAGAUCCCAAUAUUGCCCUCAAGAAAGGCUACAGUAUUCAUUCUGUGCUCCAGGGUGAGGACGAGGUUACCGCAACUAUCAAACAGACUCGAGGUGAAAAUCUCUAUAAGGUCACUGCUCGGCAUCUUAUAGCCUGUGACGGGCGUAAGAGCAGAGUACGCGAACUUCUUGAAAUUCCUUCAGAGGGCGAGGGCUCGGACCAAACAAUGAUGACCAUCCACUUCAGCGCCAACUUACGACCUGUCGUCGGCGACCGCGUUGGUAUGCUGUACUGGAUAAUGGACCCAAUUGCGGCAGGCUUCAUUAUUGGCUAUGAUCUAGGCGAGACACAAGUACAUAUCAGCGAGGUCGAUACAGCCGAGUACCCUGUGGAAUCAUGGACGGAAGAGAUGUGUCGGGCCAAAGUUCGUGCGGCCAUUGGCCAGGAUGUUUCGUUCGAUAUCUUGAGUUUUAGGCCGUGGGUAUUCCGGCGACAGAUUGCGAAAACCUUUCAGAAGGGCAAUAUACUCCUCUCACUCGUUUCCCCCACUGGUGGCUUGGGGCUGAAUUGUGGCAUUGCAGAUGUGCACAAUCUUGCCUACAAGAUUGCCAUGAUUCACCACAAGGUGGCAGGCGCAUCUAUCCUCUCGACAUACACACCUGAGCGUCGAAGUAUAGCAGACAAUUACUCCAAGCAAAGCGUCAAAAAUGGAGACAAGAUCUUCAAGUUGGUCAAGAGCUUAAACAUGGCAGGUGUCACAGAUAUUGAAGAAGCUCGCAAGAACCUCCAUGAGGCUUUGAAGGAUCCUCGGCAGCGGGAGAAAGUUGAUGAGGGAAUUGAGGAACAGAGGGAACACUUUGACAAUCUCGAGCAUCACAUUGGAUAUGUGUAUGGAUCAGAUAAGCCCCCUACUCACGCCUCGUAUUACCACCCCAAAUUCAUUGCAGGAGCUCGGUUACCCCAUGCCUGGAUUUCAUUCACACCCUCAGCUCGAAUUCAGGCAUCCACCAUGCGCCUAGAGCCGAUAGACGUCUCCUACGUCAAGGAGCUCAGUGCAGCUCAGAUCAGCCAAUGUCAGUGGAGUACACUGGAUUUGUGCAACCCAGAUUCUUUUACGUUGAUCUUGGGCGAACAAGACAAUCAAGGACAUACCCGAUUCUCCAAGGUCGAGAAGCACUUUGAAGACAAAGAUAUCCCUCUUAACGUGUGGCGUCUUGGCCAAGAUCUCAGCGUGGUGAGACAGUCGUGGUUCGCUUCAGAGAUCCGCCGUGGAGGGCUUUUAAUUCGACCCGAUCAACACAUUCUUAUGAGGAUUACUUCUCUUAAAAGCAGUGAAGAAAUUAUCUCGGUGUUGGAUAGCCAUUUAAAAGUAUAG